UUCCAUGAUGGAUAUUUCAUGUGUAAAAGUUCGACUUCUUGAGUCUGAGGUACCAUUGUGAAGGGAUUUGUAUAUUGAGAUGGGAUUUCGUAUUGUAGUAUUGAAUUUAUGGAUUGGUGUAUUUACUAUUUUGUUACGAUAUGGUAAAGCGUCGACCCACUGGAUCGUUACUGAAGAUGGGAAGAUACAGUCUCAAAUGGAUUCUGUCUUUUCCUUAAAAAGACCUUAUGACUUAAUGGCUUUAAUGCAGCAAGAGCAAAGAGCUAUGCUUGUUGAAGAUCUCAAAGAACAUUUAAUGACCCAGAAAGAAGAGAUUGAUCGUAGAGAAGAUAAAGAAACAAAUCUUGAAGAUAAAAUCUAUUCCACAGAUGAAGACUGUAUAAUUGCAGGCAAACCUUUGACAGAAUUUGAUCUUUAUUUCAGCACAGUUAUUCUGUUUGACUCAAAAGAACUCAGGCAAGCCAUUGUCAAUGACUGCAUGAAAGAAGUGUCAACAAGGGAAAAGUACAAAAAACCUAAUUGUACAGAAAUAAUUGAGCUGGAUUUUAGUAUGCAUGCUUUCGAACAUCUUAUGGGAGUUAAAAACCGACAUAAUUUGAGUAUGUCUGCUGAAGAAGGACUUCUACAAACAGUUUCUAGUGGUGUUGACAUUGAAGAAUUUGGUAAUGCUGUGAGAGAAGCCAUGAAAAAGAAUAAAACUUCAUGGAUGUUGUUCAACAUGGCUGCAUAUUAUUGGAGAGAGAAAGGAGAUGCAAAUAAUGCAAUAGAAUGUCUUCGUCGAGCUCUCCACUUUUCACCAAGGGAACAUAAAGAUAUCGCUUUAAUUAGCUUGGGGAAUGUCUUGCAUCGGGCUCACUUUUCAGAAGAGGCUGCAGUUAUAGUACGUGCAGCUAUUGAUAUAGACCCAGACAAUGCUAUUUCACAUUAUACUCUUGGAAACAUUUAUGCUGUUUUGGCUGACUACAAUAAAUCAGUGGUUUCUUUUGAGAAUGCUUUAAAAGUUCAGCCAGAUUUCAAAAAUGUGGAACAACAUCUUCAUGCAGUUCUCUGUCAUAGCAAAUUAGAGAAAGCCUUGGAAGCUCAACACAGCUCGUUACAACGGACUUUGUCAGAGUUGCGAGAGUAUCGAAAACAACAUGAGUUCUGGCUUAAACAACAUGAAAAACUCUUGAGUGAACAAGCACCACCUGAAGUGAAACUUGAACAGAGGUUGGAAUAUGAAGAACAAAAGAUCAGAGAAAGUCUGGAUGGUAGAGGUCAAGAUUGUGUUCAGUUCCAACAAAAUGGUCACACAGUCUUAAGCUGUAAUAUGAGAAGAGAAGCUUACUACCAGGGGACCCAGACACAGGUAGACCUGAGCCUCAACCUGCAGUUGAUUCAAGCUGUUGAAUCACGUGCUGGUCGACUUGGACAGAAGGUGGCAGACAAAAUGGCAGAUCAGUGCCAUCGAUCCUAAGUUUCUUCAUAUAUAUUAUAUAUAUGUAGUUUCUUAUAUAAAAUCAGUUACUUUUUAUCCUAAUAAGUAAAAUAUAUACAAUAUAAUCAUUUAUUUUUUAUUAAAUUUUUUCAGUGGAAGAUAGAAAUAUUAAGUUUUUUUGUUUUUUUUCAUGAAAUUAUACUUUGCUAAUAUCUCUAUUUUCCACUCUAUUGCAUUCUUUGUUAGAUAUAAACAAACUAAGACAGUCAUGCUAUUCUCUUUAAGAGAGAGAGAGAGAAAAAAAAAUGAAAUUAAAAUAUUUUGCUAAAUUUCAAUACUCAACAGAUAUGGUUUUUAUAUGAAAAAAAUUAUCAUAUGAUUCAGAUUUUAAAUAUAUCCCUUAAACUUUUAUUUACUUUUAGAAUAAUUAUUUUUUACAUUAAUUAACUAACUUCAUCACUGAAGCUUUAUACUCAUUUAGUUACGUAUUAGAGCAUGAGGUUCUGAAGUUGAAAGUAACAAACAAAGAAGAAUUUAUACCAGAAGAAUGUGACAAGUGAUAUCUAAUUUAAACUAAACUGAAUCAAAAUUAAUGUAAACUUAAGAUUUUGUCAUCUCUUUCCAGUCAACUUGUAGUCUGGUAAUGUACAUUUUAACAAAAUCAAACUAUUCUUUAAAGUUGAUUUUUUUGUCAUUUACCUUUAAGGAGUUAUGGCACUCAGUUUUACAUAUAGUUUCACAUUGAUAACUUCUACUGUCCGGAAACUCUUAAAGCAAUUUUUACACAUUAACGCGUGUUAAAUGAGUGAUUAAAAAGUUUGUGAACAAGCAGAUUAUCACAUUUUUGGUUUAUUAAUGAAAUAUAAUUUCUUUAGAGAUCACACUGAAAUAAUUAAAAUAAUCUCAGUUUUUUGUUACACUUAAAGGCAGCUGUGGCUAUUUGUAUUGAAUGAAUGAAGUGAAAAACAAACAGAAGAUUCCUUUAUUACUUCUUUUAUAACUAAGAGAAGAAACUAACAUCUUCAUUGUUUUUGGCAGAAAUCCCCAUUGGUUAACAUCUCUCUACUAAUUCUGUCAAAAAGUCAUGAUUGGUUAAUACAUUUUCUCUUUUGAUUCAUUCCAUCAAAAGUCAUCAUUUUUAACUUUUUUUUGCUUGUUCUGUCAAAAGUCAUCAUUGGUUAAGACCUCUUGACUCACUCUGUCAAAAGUAAUGACUUUUUUAGUGUCUCAUUACCUUAUUCUGUCAAAUGUCAAGAUUGAUUGACUUUCUUUAUUUGUCCUGUCAAAAGUCGUGAUUGGUUAACAUCUCUUGACUCAUUUUGUGGAAAGUUGUGAUUAGGUAAUAAUUUUAAAGUAUGUGAUAUUUUAAUGAGAAGCAGUACUCAAAGAACUACAAAAUUCAUGUUAUAAAUAUCCAAAAAUCUAAAAAGAAAACUAAUACAAUUAUUAUCUCUUUGACAUAAUUUUUUGCUUCACCAGUACAUCAUUUUCCAAUAACUUUAAACUUUUUUAUUAUUUAUAUAUAUAUCUCAUGUUUUGAGUACUCCAACAUGAAAAUAAAUGUAUGUAAUUAUUCCUGCUGUCUUUUUUAACUUAUACAAUGAAUGAUAUAUAUUAUAGUAUUAUUUAUUUCUUUUUUUUUCUAUUUUAUCUUACAAAAUAAUGUGUGUAGUGUUAUUAUUGUUUGAAGUACUUGUAUCGUUUUUUCUAGGUGUGUCCAUUCUAAAUAUUUAUGAAAAAAACAACUUUGGUAUAAUUAGAUACAGUCUUCGUAUAUUUAUGUGUAAUGGGUGAACUUAAAAAAUACUAGGCUCUUAAUAUAAAAUCUCCUCUAUCAAAAGUGUGCAAUUUUAUAGGCACAUUGUUUAUACACCCAUUAUUUCUUAGCAUCCGUUCUUUUCUUUAUUCUGCCAAGUUUCAUCAGUUACAUUUUGUUAAUUGAUGCAGUGCGAAAGUAUAAAAUGCUAGGUGAUAGUGUAUGUAAUCAACUUUGACUUUUUUUUUUUGGUAGAAAACGAUCUUCAACAUGUGGGUAUAAAGAAAGAUUCAGGAGGGUUUCAUCAUAUAUUUCAUGUUGAGCAUGAAUGAAAAGUCAUUUAAGCACUUUUAUUUUAUCACUUGGAUAAAAAAUUUUUUUCACUUAAACAGUUAUUACCACAAAUUUUGAAAUGUUUAGAAAAGGGAUGAUUUAGUUUUGGUACCGAAAGAAUCAUAUUGAGGCAAUUGUGUGUUAACAAUUUAGGUAAAGAUUUAUAGAGAAAAUUAUUGUAAAAGACUAAAGGUUUAGAAGAAAUAACACACAUCAACAUUAGUCAUUGUCUUCAGGUUCAGAAAGAACAAUACAACUUAAAGAAGGCGUAAUACAUGUUAAACUCAAUGAUUAGUAGUUUGUGUGAUUGAGAGUCCUAAACACAUGAGUUGUAUGAAAGUAAGGUUGAAAUAGAUGUUUCUAGAUCUUUUGAAACAUAAAAAGCAAAGUAGUUAAUUUUUUUUUUUAUGUAAAUUUAUGGUUUUUUAAACAUUUCACACCUCAUUAAGUUAAUUAAUGUCUUGAAGAUUAUGACUUUGCUGGAUGUAACAAGUUAAAGUAUUGAUUAUUUGCACUUGAAAGAUGAAAUAUGGUAAGAUGGAGUAUGUGUUUCACUAGCACUUGUAGUGAGUGUUCUGUUAGCACUACUCUCAGUGUUGUCUUAAUGCUUGAACUUUUUAUGCACUACACUUGUGAAAUUGAAUGAUAAAUAAAGAUUUCUGAGAUGC
Molecule: messenger RNA, 4174 nt
Organism: Limulus polyphemus (Atlantic horseshoe crab)
Lineage: Eukaryota; Metazoa; Arthropoda; Merostomata; Xiphosura; Limulidae
Product: tetratricopeptide repeat protein 17-like
Exons: 9
Coding region: 80-1456 (458 amino acids)
Biological process (GO): actin filament polymerization
Cellular component (GO): cytoplasm; actin cytoskeleton
Molecular function (GO): protein binding
Source: RefSeq, a predicted model, not a curated record